Molecule: messenger RNA, 803 nt
Organism: Morone saxatilis (striped sea-bass)
Lineage: Eukaryota; Metazoa; Chordata; Actinopteri; Moronidae
Product: B-cell receptor CD22-like
Source: RefSeq, a predicted model, not a curated record
ACAUGUGUCAGAGCUUUCCUGCACUUGUCCGAAACUCUCUUAGACUACAUUUCCAGAAGUGCCUAUCUCUAAUUUAACUCUACGUUUUCUCUCGUCCUCUGCCCCUCGACCCAUACUGCAUGCAGUGACGCCCACCUCAUCACUUCAGAUCACCUCAGAUCCUUCUUGAUACUUUGUGUUUUGCAUUGUGGGGAAGAUGAUCGCAGUGCUGCUGCUUCUGAUCCUGCAGCCAGGACCUGUGAGUGCUACUUGGUCAGUGACUUUUGAAAACUCAGAUCCUUGUGGUUUAAAGGGAUCAUCAGUGGAGUUCAGGUGCUCAUACAACUACACAGAUGGUGAAACUGUUACUAACACUGCAUGGCACAAAGGGGGAUUAAAAGAUAAACAGUGGAAACGUUUUAAGCUCUCAGAACUUCCUUCAUAUCAAAAUCGUUCUGAAUAUAUUGGAGACCAACAACAUGACUGUAGCCUGGCAAUUCAUGACCUGCAGGAUAAUGACACUGGAUAUUACUACUUCAGGUUUGAUACGGGGAAGUACGGACGGCAUAGUAAAGAAUCAGUGUAUCUGUCUGUCACAGAGCUGAUCAGUGCCAGGGUGAACCCUGACAGAGUGAGAGCUGGAGACACCGUGACUCUUGAAUGUACAACAUCCUGCCAACUUCCCAGCAUAGUUUGGUUUAAAGAUGGACGUCCAUUAGCAAAACCAGAGUUCCAGGCUCAGACAGAGGAUGCAGGGAACUAUGCAUGUGCUCUCAAAGGACAGGAGUCAGUGCUAUCGGACCCUGUGGCUCUGGAUGUUCAGU